Trichosurus vulpecula (common brushtail) is the source of this 3956-nucleotide messenger RNA. Its product is annotated as zinc finger protein 665-like. Bases 206 to 2866 code for a protein of 886 amino acids. The record is from RefSeq and is a predicted model, not a curated record. Lineage: Eukaryota; Metazoa; Chordata; Mammalia; Diprotodontia; Phalangeridae. Gene Ontology annotation, biological process: regulation of DNA-templated transcription. The transcript is spliced from 5 exons. Gene Ontology annotation, molecular function: DNA-binding transcription factor activity, RNA polymerase II-specific; RNA polymerase II cis-regulatory region sequence-specific DNA binding.
CAAAGGGCCGCACCCGAGGACCUGGAAGACCUCGAGGCCGCAGGUUCCCCAGCCCUGGCUUUACUCAUUUGAUGUAGUAACAGCUGAUGUCCAUGGUCCUAAAGCCCAAACUAGCCCUCGGAGGCAAGUGGGACUUACCCAUUUUCUAGCUCGGCCUGCCCAGCUCUCUGCCCUUCCCCAAGAGGAGGGAGCUCUGGACACUGGAAUGGCUCCUGUGCUCCUGACAGCCGUGGCUCACCAGGAGCCAUUGACCUUCCAGGAUGUGUCAGUGGUCUUCACACAGGAGCAGUGGGCUUACCUGGACCCUUCUCAGAAGGAACUGUACCGGGAUGUGAUGCUGGAGACCUACCAGAACCUGCUCUGCCUAGGACUGGCCAUGUCUAAACCCCAGGUAAUCCACCAGCUGGAGCAAGGGGAGGCUCCUUGGACACGAGAGAGGAGAGUCUCAGGGAGCAGCUGUCCAGAUUGGGAGUCUAGGCCUGAAACCAAGAAGUCCAUUCCCAAACUGGGCAUUUCAAUGGAGCACUUGUCCCAGAACAGACUCACAAGAGAUGGUUUCUCUGUCUCCAGCUUGAAAGAAGCCUGGGUACAUGAUGUAAUGUUAGGGCAGCAACAGAGCAUUGAAGAGAAAACUUCUCAGCAAGUAAAAAUUGCCCAAGGGAAAACUCCCAGUGACGUGAGAGGCUGUGAAGGUAGUAAGCAUGGCCAAAGCAUCAGUCUGGAACCAGACCUUUUUGCGCCACCAAGAGUAUUUAUAGGAGAGGAUCUUCUCAGAUGUGAUUCUGGCAGAAAGAACUUCAUUCUGUCUUCAGAACCCAGGAAGUACCAUAGAAUUUGCUCUAAGGAGAUAGAUUCUAUGUAUGAUGAAUGUGAGGAAUCCUUCACUUCUCAAUCAGACUUUAUUGCAUAUCAUAGGGUUUAUCCUAGAGAGAACCCUGAUGAUUCUAAUGAAUAUGGGAAAGCUGUCAGCUUCAGCCCAUAUAUUAAUUCCCAUCAGAAUAUUGAUAUUGGAGAGAAAGUCCCUAAAUAUAAUAAAUUUGAGAAGGCUUCUAUCAAAACUAUACAACUAAUUGAACAUCAGAUAAUUCACACUGGAGAGACACCAGAGUAUAGUGAAUAUGGAGAGCCUUUCAACCCUGGUUCCUCCCUUACUUCCUAUCAGAGGAUUCACACUGAAAAAAGACCUAAUCAUUGUUUGAAGUCCUUCCUUCAAAAUUCACAGCUUCCUCAUCAGCAGCCAGUUUAUAUUGGAGCGAAGCUUUAUGAAUGUAAUCAAUGUGGGAAGGCCUUCCACCGGAAAGGACAGCUAACUCAGCAUCAGAAAAUUCACACUGGAGAGAAACCUUAUGAAUGUAAUGACUGUGGGAAGGCCUUCCGCCUAAGAGAACACCUUACUCGACAUCAGAGGAUUCAUACUGGAGAGAAACCUUAUGAAUGUAAUGAAUGUGGGAAGGCCUUCCACCUGAGAGAGCUCCUUACUCUCCAUCAGAGUAUUCAUACUGGAGAAAAACCUCAUAAAUGUGAUGAAUGUGGAAAAGCCUUCAGCCAGAGAGGACAUCUUAAUCUACACCAGAGAAUUCACACCGGAGAAAAACCUUAUAAAUGUAAUGAUUGUGGGAAGCUCUUUCGUCUGAAAGAACACCUCACUCGACAUCAAAGAAUUCAUACUGGAGAGAAACCUUAUGAAUGCACUGAAUGUGGGAAGUUUUUCAGACGGAGAGGACUUCUUACUCGACAUCAGAUUAUUCAUACUGGAGAGAAACCUUACAAAUGUAAUGAAUGUGGUAAGGCCUUUAGCCUGAGAGAAUCAUUUACUCGACAUCAGACUAUUCACACUGGAGAAAAGCCUUAUGAAUGUAAUGAAUGUGGGAAGGUCUUCAGCCUGAGAGGAUCAUUUACUCGACAUCAGAGUAUUCAUACUGGAGAGAAACCUUAUGAAUGCAGUGAAUGUGGGAAAGCUUUCCACCUGAGUACAGAGCUUACUCGACAUCAGAGAAUUCAUACUGGAGAGAAACCUUAUGAAUGUAAUAAAUGUGGAAAAGCCUUUCACGUGAGCACAGAGCUUACCAGACAUCAGAGGAUUCAUACUGGAGAGAAGCCUUAUGAGUGUAAUGAAUGUGGAAAGGCCUUUCACCUGAGAGAAUACCUUACUCGGCAUCAGAGGAUUCACACUGGAGAGAAACCUUAUGAAUGCAAUGACUGUGGGAAGGCCUUCCGCCUAAGAGAACACCUUACUCGACAUCAGAGGAUUCAUACUGGAGAGAAACCUUAUGAAUGCAAUCAAUGUGGGAAGGCCUUCCACUUAAAAGAACUCCUUACUCUCCAUUGGAGUAUUCAUACUGGAGAAAAACCUCAUAAAUGUAAUGAAUGCGGGAAGGCUUUUAGCCAGAGAGGACACCUUACUGUACAUCAGAGGAUUCAUACUGGAGAGAAACCUUAUGAAUGUAGUCAAUGUGGAAAGGCCUUCCAUGCAAGGGAACUCCUUACUCUCCAUCAGAGUAUUCAUACUGGAGAAACACCUUAUAAAUGUAACGAAUGUGGGAAGUUCUUCAGCCAGAGAGGACAUCUUACUGGACAUCAGAGAAUUCACACUGGAGAGAAACCUUAUGAAUGUAAUGACUGUGGGAAGGUUUUUCGUCUGAAAGAACACCUUACUCAGCAUCAUAGAAUUCAUACUGGAGAGAAGCCUCAUAAAUGUACUGAAUGUGGAAAGGCCUUCAGCCGGAGAGAACACCUUACUCGGCAUCAGACAAUUCAUACUGGAGAGAAACCUUAUGAGUGUAAUGAAUGUGGGAAGGCCUUUAGCCUGAGAGGAUCACUUACUCGACAUCAGAGUAACAAAUGUCAUCCCAUAUUUGGAAAUUAAGCUAAGAUUUUGUAAGACCUGAAUAUGGACAACUACAAAAUUCUGAGAAGUGAAUUUAAAGAGCAAAAUAAUUGGGCAGAAUUCAGUAUUCAUGUUUUUUUCUGACUAAUAUAAUAAAAAUUACUUCUCAAAAAAACUUACAGGGUUUAUAGAAUACUCAUCAAAAUACCAAAAAUUUCUUAGCUGUUCAAACGUUUUGACUCACUUAUCCAAGUACUGGGCAUGUGCCAAGAUCACUAGAAAAAAAAGUCCCACGUUCUUGUUCAGUCAUUUUAGUUGUGUCUGACUUUUCGUGACCCCAAUUGGGGUUUUCUUGGCAGAGAUACUAAAGUGGUUUUGCUGUUUCCUGCUCUAGCUCAUUGUACAUAUGGGGUAACAAACGCAAACAGGGUUAUGUGACUUGCCCAGCAUCACACAGCUAAUAAGUAUUUGAGGCCAGAUUUGAAUUCAGGUGGCAAUCUGAGGCAGGAUUUGAAUUUCUGAUUUCAGGCCCAGCACUCUGUCCCCUGCGUCACCUAUUCCCAAAGGUCCCAUAGCUAACAUUUAUAGCAACUUUGUGUAUGCAAUGGAUAGCAAAAAACUAGAAACAAAUUAUGUGUGAGUCAGUUGUAGAAUGGCUGCACAAAUUUUGGUGUGUACUUGAGCUAGAAUAUUACUGUGCAAUAAGAAAUAAUAAAUAUGAGAAAUUAAGAGAGUCAUGGAAAGAUUAUAUGAGCUGAAACAAAAAAGGAGACCCAGAAGAACAUGAGGCAGGCAGAGUGGUUACAGCAGUUAAGAUUAAACCAUUUCUAAAAUGCUACAGAUUAAUUAUAUCAACCUAUUUUGUUUCCAGAGAAAAGAGGAGGAAGUGGACCUCCAGCUUCUCACUAGAGAGGUGGGGGACUAGGGGUAUAAACUAUUGCAUAUACUGUCAGCUGUGGUUGCUUUGGCUGUUGGGUAUGAUUUAAUUGUUUCCUUGGUUAGAAAAAAGGAUUUUAUGUGGAUGGUAUAUUUGGAAGUUAUUCUGGUGAUUAUGAAAAGCAUAAAUUAAAGUUAUUAAUGGGGGCAAUUUGACAUUAACACCUGUCUGUACGUCUUAGAAUAAGGUAGG